AAGUACUAUUAUUAUUUCUUAUCGCCUCCCCGCCGUCCGCUGUGUCAACUUUCAUUUUCAGACGCAACGGCAACCAUCACGAACACAAAACGACAUCAAGAACAAAAUCGAGCGGCCUGGGGUUGUUGCACAAAUUUCUCCUGAUCAAAAAUCAUGACAGGCCGCGAGGCGAUACAGGUAGCGAAAACUGUCAUGGAGGUGGCUGACGUGGCAUGGAAAGCCGUCGAAUGUUGCCACCAACAUCACCACCAUGAGGAGACCGAAACAAAGGCUGUAUCUAGAGAAGAAUUGGAGGCUCUGAAAUCCGAAAAUGGCCGGUUAAGGAACUUGCUGGAGCAGAACCUUAAGCUACUUGAAAAUUUGUCUGAAUCACCAGCUUUGUUGAACGACUGUCCUCCUGAUUUGUAUGCACGGCUAGUGGCUACCGUUGAUUCUGGGGAAUUCUUGUCUAGGCUAAGAAAAUUUCGUCAGGAAUCGAUUAAUGGAACUGGGAUUGAGUUUCCUUUUAAGGAGGCCACAGGUGAUGACGUGCUUUCAGCCGGACUUUUGAUUAAUGUUGAUCAAGAAAAUCCGAAUUGGUGGGUUUGGGUGACGGAUGAAAUGUUACCAAGUAAUGUGGAGGAAUGGAGUGGAAUCGAUGAUGAGAGUUAUGUAAUUGUUAGUGAGGAGCAUGUGGUUGAUGGGGUUGCUAACUUCAUGGCUAAAUGCAUUUUUGCCAACCCAAAAGCUCAGAAUGUGACACCAGAGGAGCUUCAGAAAAUUCUAGCUAAAGCAUUGGGUGGUGGGGGCAAAUUGAGCAAAUUGGAGAAGAUUUUUGGUAUCUGGCAUGCAGGAAAGAUGUUGUUUGCUCUUUCCACCUGGGGGCUUGCAUUGGCAGGGUUGUAUAGUAGUCGUCCAGUACUGAAACUUGCUGCAAUGGGUGUUCACACGACUGGCAAAGUUGUUAUGAAGGCACUCUGAAGAUGGCAUUUCCAUUGAAAUGAAAUCAUGAAAGAACUAUAUCGAUGAUUGGGACUGGACUAUCAAUUUAUGUGGGUAGCAACAAACUUGAAAAUUCUCCUUUUCAUGUCAAGUGUGCAUUAUUGUAAUUUGUAAAUGCUGUAAAUAUGUUGGCUUUGUUCCAUUCUUUUGUUAUUGCCAAAUUCUUGUCACUCAUAAAAUGGUAAAACCCUUUCUCCUGGAAUACCAUAUCAAUUAAAUUC
Molecule: messenger RNA, 1202 nt
Organism: Mangifera indica (mango)
Lineage: Eukaryota; Viridiplantae; Streptophyta; Magnoliopsida; Sapindales; Anacardiaceae
Exons: 6
Coding region: 154-960 (268 amino acids)
Source: RefSeq, a predicted model, not a curated record